Messenger RNA from Lodderomyces margitis, 369 nucleotides. RefSeq lists its product as uncharacterized. The record is from RefSeq and is a predicted model, not a curated record. Bases 1 to 369 code for a protein of 122 amino acids. Lineage: Eukaryota; Fungi; Ascomycota; Pichiomycetes; Serinales; Debaryomycetaceae. The transcript has a single exon.
AUGCUGUUAGUUGUAGUCGUCAUCGCAUUAGGUGCUAUCGCCGUCGAAAAACAAAUUAAAAAGAAGAAGCUUAGAAACAUGAAGAAGGAGAAAUAUGAACGCUACAACAGAGCUCAGGAACAGAAGCAACAAGGAGGAUACCCACCGCAAUAUCCAGAACCAUACCAAGAUUCAGGGCUCUACUCUCCUCCAGCCACCACCGGUAGUUCAAGCAGAAUGAAUUACAAACGUGGAAGAAGAAUGACAAACGAACUGAACCAAACAGCUCCGACUGCUGCAUCCGAGGCAAACAUAGGAUGCCCUAAAGUUCAGUUAGUCGCUGCGAAUAACGGUGCCUUCAACACUCCACCACCAACAAUUACCGUUUAA